AUGCCCGAGACGGCGGCGAUUGAGGACACUAUACCGACAGAAACCGAUGGAGUCGACUACCUAGGACGCUUGCCCGAUGAGCUGUGGCGCCUCAUCUUCCUUGCGACACUCCCACCUCGCCGAGGAUUGGCAGGCGACCCGAUUACCUUCUUCAACGGUCUUACCACCUUGGAUAGCCAAGUUCUGGACCAAACACAGAAACAGCGUGCGAACAUGCGAUUGAUCUGCAAAGCACUUCAGUCCAUUGCGCUCGAGCUGCUCUUUACAGAUGUACAACUCAAUAUAGUGUCGAAUUCUCCCGUACUUUUUCUCAAGGCUGUGGAACUCGGCGGAUCUCUGUCGAGACACGCUGGCCUUUUUACCAG
Serendipita indica DSM 11827 is the source of this 365-nucleotide messenger RNA. The record is from the annotation of a GenBank genome assembly. Lineage: Eukaryota; Fungi; Basidiomycota; Agaricomycetes; Sebacinales; Serendipitaceae.